Messenger RNA from Kwoniella botswanensis, 366 nucleotides. RefSeq lists its product as uncharacterized. The transcript is spliced from 3 exons. Bases 1 to 366 code for a protein of 121 amino acids. Lineage: Eukaryota; Fungi; Basidiomycota; Tremellomycetes; Tremellales; Cryptococcaceae. The record is from RefSeq and is a predicted model, not a curated record.
AUGAAGUUCAUCAUCGCUACUAUCGCUUUGCUUGGUCUUGUUUCAGCCGACAAGUACGCCAACUUCUUCACAGACGAAAAUUGCAAUGAAGACGGAUCCAUUGGGUUCAACAUGGACAAUCCCGGAUGUUUCGCUUGGGCAGGUGCCAAAUCAGUCUACAUCCCCAACAACCCUAUCGACUGGAACCAAUACUAUUGUCUUGUGCAAACAUACGAUAGCAAAGAAUGUAACUGUCAAAACGACGGAUACGAAUUCCAAGCUACUGGAUUCUGUCAUGAGCUUGAUGGAAAAGCUCAAAGCUACAGAUUUGUCGGGAGUGGAAGGAUGCCCACCGGUAAGGGUACAACAUUCCUUGCGGAAACUUGA